AUGAAUUGGCCUUUGAACUUCACCGGCUCCUUUCUCACUCUCCCCUCCCCCUUCCCGACCAAUGGGAGCAGCGGCCCUGAGAAUCUUAGCCCCAGUCAGCCCCCACUCUCGAUCUUUGGCGUGCUCAUCCUCACCCUGCUGGGUUUACUGGUGGUGGCGACCUUCACGUGGAACUUGUUGGUCCUGGCCACCAUCCUCCGCGUGCGCACCUUCCAUCGGGUACCCCACAACCUGGUAGCCUCCAUGGCCAUCUCUGACGUACUGGUGGCAGCCCUGGUCAUGCCCCUGAGUUUGGUGCACGAGUUGUCCGGACGCCGCUGGAAGCUGGGUAGGCGGCUGUGUCAGCUGUGGAUCUCCUGCGACGUGCUGUGCUGCACUGCGAGCAUCUGGAACGUGACAGCCAUCGCCCUGGACCGAUACUGGUCUAUCACCCGUCAUCUAGAGUACACUCUCCGGAUUCGCAAGCGCAUCUCCAAUGUCAUGAUCACCUUGACCUGGCUGCUCUCAGCAGUCAUCUCGCUGGCCCCUCUGCUCUUUGGCUGGGGAGAGACCUACUCGGCGGACAAUGAAGAGUGUCAGGUGAGCCGGGAACCAUCCUAUACCAUCUUCUCCACUGUGGGCGCCUUCUACCUUCCCCUCUGCGUGGUGCUCUUUGUUUAUUGGAAGAUCUACAAAGCUGCCAAGUUCCGCAUAGGCUCCAAGAAGACCAACAGCGUCACGCCGGUGCCCGAAGCCGUGGAGGUAAAAGAGGCCCUCCACCAACCUCAGAUGGUAUUCACUGCUCGUCAUGCCAUGGUGACCUUCCAAACUGAUGGGGACACGUGGAGGGAAAAGAAAGAGAAGAAGGCAGCUCUCAUGGUGGGCAUUCUUAUUGGGGUGUUUGUGCUUUGCUGGAUCCCAUUCUUCAUCACUGAGCUCAUCAGUCCCUUCAGUUCCUGCAAUAUCCCUCCCAUCUGGAAGAGCAUUUUCUUGUGGCUUGGCUAUUCCAAUUCCUUUUUUAAUCCUCUAAUCUACACAGCUUUCAAUAAGAACUAUAAUAGUGCCUUUAAGACCUUUUUUUCUAGGCAACGGUGA
Vombatus ursinus (common wombat) is the source of this 1074-nucleotide messenger RNA. RefSeq names its product 5-hydroxytryptamine receptor 5A (gene HTR5A). The record is from RefSeq and is a predicted model, not a curated record. Gene Ontology annotation, cellular component: plasma membrane. Gene Ontology annotation, molecular function: G protein-coupled serotonin receptor activity. NCBI's taxonomy places the organism in Eukaryota, Metazoa, Chordata, Mammalia, Diprotodontia, Vombatidae. The coding region runs from base 1 to 1074 and encodes 357 amino acids. The transcript is spliced from 2 exons. Gene Ontology annotation, biological process: adenylate cyclase-activating adrenergic receptor signaling pathway.